GUGGGCAGAGUUUGUGGUAAAAUACCUCGGAAGAGAUGGAUUGUGUACAGUAUCUAGUAGUCUAGUUAUUGUACUACAGAUAUGGAGCUCAAGCAACAAAACAAAAUGAAGCUGCUAGCAGUAACCUUUGUGCUCACUAUUUCAUGGCUGUCUGUAAAUGGACAAGUUUGUCUGUACAAGCUUACAGAGGAGCCACUGCUUGUCUUGCCCUGCAAUCCAUAUCCAUCAGAUGGUAUCACGUUGCAUUGCACAGUAAGAGCACCAGACUUUAGUUUCACCAUACAAUGGAUCUGGCAAGCUGACUCCAGUUCAGAGCUCAUAGAGUUACUAGACUCUAGUGACAUGAUGAAAGUAAGGAUCGAUACUUUGAAUUUCAGUGACGGAAUUCGGUCAAGGUUGAACGUCAGAAACUUAAUAAAUCGUGUGGGUAUGUUCUGGUGCCGAGCUACAUUGAGUAAUGGAACUCAACUAGAGGACAGCAGUAAAUUAACUCUAUACAACCAAAACGUUUAUGAGAAUGAUAUGAAUUGCACCAAUGAGGAACUUUCAGAACAAUCAUCAACUGGUAGGUGUAUAAAUGCUGCCUCUUCUGUUGCUGAAACUCCACCGCUGCUUGCAAUGGAUCAGAUCACCUCCUCACCUACCACAAUGGCCGGCAACGAGACCACUCCUCCUGCCCCUGACAGUCUGGGCCCGGCUCUCUAUGCAGUUAUUGCAGUGAUCCUAGUGUUCUGCCUCGUCAUAGUAACACUAACAGUGACCAUUGUGCUGCUAUACAGGAGGAGAAAGUGUGGAAGAGGUGACAUAAAAACUGCUGAUCAAGCUGGCAGCAAUCCAUACAGUGGCUUUACAACUGACAGGGAAAGGGUCAAUGAACUUGCUAAUGGUGUCAUUGCUGAUAACCCCUCCUCUCUCACAAGCUCAACUCACUCCACACGCCCACACCACCUCUCCACCCACUCCCCUGCCCCACUCGUCUCAUCUAGCAUGAGCCCACAAGAUGACUACUCUCGUCUUAUACGCUCACACUCCUCCUCCCAAUCGCAUCACGAAUCAAUUGCCCCAGGCUACUCCAAACUCGUCAUCGGAGAAGAAGUCCCUCAGCAGUCACGAGAAUCUCGUAUAUAUAACGAGCUAGAGGAUAAAGAUCUGGAGCGGUACGUGUCCAAAGAGGUGUCUACAAAUGGUGCACCCCCUAUGAACAUUUACAACUCUUUAGAUGGACCGGGACGACGAUUCAGUGCCUCAAAUGUGCGCAAUUGUCACCCUGACUACAAUCCAGUUAUUCCAAGAAGAGACAGUGAGAAGUCAACCAAGAAGAGCUCCACUUUGUUUGAUGAUCCCGAUUACUCGCCUGUGAAGAAAGUCAAUAGUAAAAAAGAAAAACGGUUUGAAAUUAUCGACCCUCGGUACACAGGUGACUACGAGCGUUCUCCCGAGUACACAUGUCCUACUGUUAAAAUUAAAACCAAUGAGAUUGACCCUAAGUAUCGGGGGGACUACGAACGUGAUCCCAACUAUAUCCCCCAGCCCCCUCCACGUAGAGCCUCGUUUACCUCGUCAAAUCAAAACCGAGUCGUCGAUAGGGAGCCUAAGCCUGUACCUCGACGACAAAGCGUGGGGGUUGAUGCCCUCUCCAAAUAUAGAGGAGAUUAUGAGAGGAAUCCUACGUAUGUUCCCUCUCCCUUGAGAGAAGACAGAAGCUUGCUGGGCCGCAAAUAUUCAGGAAAUUACGAGCGAGACCCAAUAUACAUGGCAAAUGUAUUAAAGAAAUCACGCGACGAGAGAGAAGGUAGUACGGAUUAUUCCGACUCAUUGCCAAAGAACUGUAAUGCACAAACUGGAUAUGUCAAUGUCGAGCAAAGGCAGCCUAGUGACUCCGAUCACACUACGAGCAAUUCUUAUUCCGACUCGUUUCCAAGAGAGAGUGUACCCUCACUACACAGUUAUGUAAACGUGAAACAAGGGUCCGAGGACACUCAUGUAGUGCUGUCAAAAACUAACCCCUAUUCUGACUCUUUCCUGAAACAUAAGGGUGCAGUCUCCCCAAUAAGAGAUGUUAUUGUCGAGCAAGAGUCUGAAUCAUCAGCUAAUGAAUUACUGGAACAAGGUACUUUCAUGGACAUUUAGUGUCCAGGUGCUACAUGUAUUAUAUAAUUGUGUCUGUGUUUAAUAGUUGUUUCUCAUAAGACAUAAUUCACUUCACAUUCUUCAUGUAUAUAAUUAUAUUGCAAAUUAAUGUUCACAAACUACAA
Molecule: messenger RNA, 2255 nt
Organism: Halichondria panicea
Lineage: Eukaryota; Metazoa; Porifera; Demospongiae; Suberitida; Halichondriidae
Exons: 4
Coding region: 82-2130 (682 amino acids)
Source: RefSeq, a predicted model, not a curated record